AUGUCAUCUUCAGAAAACGUAUCGACAAAUAACAACAAUAAUGGUAACAAUAACAACCCUAGAGUAGCAAGGAACGCCCAAAGAUUAGCUUUACACAAUGUUACAAACACAACUCUUGCACAAGAGAACGUUCUUCAAAACUUAAAACCAAGCAUCGCCUCAAAGAAAGAAAUUUUAAAAGAAUCAAUUGAAAGAUCAAAUUUUCUUUCAACAUCUUCAAUUCCAAGUUCACAAUCAUCGAAUACUUCUACAUCAACUAAUGGAAAAUCAUCGGAAUUAAAUAUUAAACAAAAUCCAAUUAAUCAAUCUAAUUUAGAUGAUAAAGAGAAUCUGGAUCCUUAUAUAACGACAGGUAAAAGCUUACCCUCCAUUGAAGAAGAAAAUGAAACAAUCGAUUCUCAACAUAUUCUUAACGAACAACAAUCGAUCAUUGAGAAAAAAGAUGUUUCUACUACUAAUUCAACAGAUUUACAAGAAAAGAUGGAUGCUGGGAAAAAGAGACCAAUCUCCACUGUUGUAGAACAAGAUGAACCUAAAAAAUUCAAAGUAUGUGACGAAAAUGGCACUGAAGAAUAUGAAUGGGAAGAUUUAGAUGCUGAGGAUGCUAACGAUCCAUUUAUGGUUAGUGAGUAUGUAAAUGAUAUUUUUGAUUAUUUACAUCAUCUGGAAGUUGUGACAUUACCUAGAAAGGAAGAUCUUUAUCAACAUAGAAAUAUCAGACAAAAUAGAGAUAUUCUAGUUAAUUGGUUAGUCAAAAUUCAUAAUAAAUUUGGAUUAUUACCGGAAACAUUAUAUUUAGCAAUCAACAUCAUGGAUCGUUUCCUAUGUAAAGAACUAGUACAACUUGAUAAACUACAAUUAGUUGGUACAUCAUGCCUAUUUAUCGCAUCAAAAUAUGAAGAAGUUUAUUCUCCAAGUAUAAAACAUUUUGCCUCCGAGACUGAUGGUGCAUGUACAGAAGAAGAAAUAAAAGAGGGUGAAAAUUUUAUUUUGAAGACUUUAGAUUUUGGUCUCAAUUAUCCAAAUCCAAUGAAUUUCUUGAGAAGAAUAUCGAAAGCAGAUGAUUACGAUAUACAAUCACGAACACUGGCUAAAUUUCUUCUCGAGAUAUCACUAGUAGAUUUCAGAUUUAUUGGUAUAUUACCUUCGUUAUGUGCUGCAGCUGCGAUGUUUUUAUCCAGAAAAAUGUUAGGUAAAGGCAAAUGGGAUGGAAAUCUAAUACAUUAUUGUGGUGGCUACACAAAAGACCAAUUGGCUCCGGUAUGUCACAUGAUAAUGGACUAUUUAGUUAGCCCAAUUAUUCACGAUGAAUUCCAUAGAAAGUAUCAAUCAAGAAGAUUUAUGAAGGCUUCAAUAAUAUCGGUACAAUGGGCUCUAAAGGUCAGAAAGAAUGACUACGAUAUAAUGACACUGCAUGAAUAA
This is a messenger RNA of Maudiozyma saulgeensis, 1422 nucleotides long. NCBI's taxonomy places the organism in Eukaryota, Fungi, Ascomycota, Saccharomycetes, Saccharomycetales, Saccharomycetaceae. The record is from the annotation of a GenBank genome assembly.